CAAGAUAUGUGCGUAUAGACUAGUUCUUUGUCGGAAAGGGGACGUGUAGAGAAAAUCCUCACUAUUCACCCACCUGGGGUCAAGACGGAGAGGAUAUUCACUUUGUUGGUUGACAGGAAGAGCUGUGGAAACACAACAGGGCGCAUGAACUGGCCUGGACUCCGGUAAAACACAAGUUAGCUUACUUGCAAAGUUCUCUAUGGAACAGCUUAUCGAUCUUCUUUCUUCUCUUUUCUGUAUCUAUAGAUCACUCACAUCUGCCAAAUUGGAGUCAGGGAGCAAUGCAACCCAUAGCUCGAUCCAGGCAGAAAAUGUAAUGAUCAUCUUACAGAACGCAGAUAAGCCCUUUGCUGGUUCCAGUGAGGAAUCCAAACCCCCAAAAAAGUGCAAGACGUCUCAAAACCAAGAGUUCCGCAUCUUAGUUUCUGCAAGCCACCUCACCUUUGUGUCGUCAGUCUUCAAAAGCGCCCUUGAUGGAACUUGGAAGGAGGGCAUUACACUCCGCACUGCAGGCUCAGUCAAUAUCACUGCGGACGGUUGGGAUCUCGAGGCCUUUCUAAUUCUGUUGAGAAUCUGUCACUGCAAGCACCACCAAGUUCCUCGAACGGUUAGCCUUGAAUUACUUGCAAAGAUCACUAUUUUGGUGGAUUAUUAUCAGUGCUUCGAUGUCCUGCAAUUUUUCGCGGAUACGUGGAUUGAAUGCUUAGAGCAGGACUUUCCAACACAAUACUCGAGAGACUUGCUGUUAUGGGUGUGGAUAUCUUGGGCUUUAAAGCUGCCUGCUCUCUUUAAACAGGCAACAAGGAUCGCUAUAAGCCAAGCCACGGAUUCAAUUCCGGCACUAGGUUUACCAAUCCCACAGAAAAUUAUCGGUAAAACCAGUUGCGCCGCUGCUUGACAAAUAGCUACUGAUAGGCCCAAUAGAUAACAUUAACAGAAAGAGAGAAGCGAUAUAUCCGUAUAUAUUUGCCACGCUAGAUGACCUUCAAAAAUCUCUCAUUGCGGCAGAAAACGGUUGCUCUUCUGGAUGCAGGCCAAUUAUGCUUGGUAUUUUGAUUCUACAGAGGCAUUCGAAUGGUUUACUCACACCAGAUGACACAGCACCUCUUGUAAGUUUGUAGGUUGGUGACCUUAUGACAAAAGUAGGUGAACUUAGUCCCCCAGCAUGGCAUCCAGGAGGGAAUUACUUUUCUAACUGUCAUGUGGAUAUCUUGUCUUGCAUGAUAUCAGAA
Molecule: messenger RNA, 1232 nt
Organism: Aspergillus pseudotamarii
Lineage: Eukaryota; Fungi; Ascomycota; Eurotiomycetes; Eurotiales; Aspergillaceae
Exons: 1
Coding region: 200-898 (232 amino acids)
Source: RefSeq, a predicted model, not a curated record